Grus americana (Whooping crane) is the source of this 2623-nucleotide messenger RNA. It is a transcript of the gene SGTA, whose product is annotated as small glutamine rich tetratricopeptide repeat co-chaperone alpha. NCBI's taxonomy places the organism in Eukaryota, Metazoa, Chordata, Aves, Gruiformes, Gruidae. The record is from RefSeq and is a predicted model, not a curated record. The coding region runs from base 90 to 1028 and encodes 312 amino acids. Gene Ontology annotation, molecular function: protein binding; molecular adaptor activity. Gene Ontology annotation, cellular component: TRC complex; membrane. Gene Ontology annotation, biological process: post-translational protein targeting to endoplasmic reticulum membrane. The transcript has 11 exons.
UUUCUUGUCUAUUGAGUCAUGUAACUUUUCUCUCUACAGAUUUUUUGGAGUUACAAGAAGUCGAAACAAACUUCUCACAGCCUCCCAGAAUGGCAGACCAGAAGCGCCUUGCCUACUCCAUCAUCCAGUUUCUACAUGACCAGCUACAGAAUGGGGGUUUGUCUCCUGAUGCUCAGGAGAGUUUGGAAGUGGCCAUCCAGUGCCUGGAGACAGCAUUUGGGGUCUCAAUGGAAGACCAAGGCCUAGCUGUGUCCCAGACUCUUCCUGAAAUAUUUGAAGCUGCUGUGGGAAAGGAGCCUGAACACAUCAGAACAAAUUCAGAGCCUGUCACCCCCUCUGAAGAUGACAUAGCUGAAGCUGAAAGACUCAAGACUGAAGGAAAUGAACAAAUGAAGGCAGAAAACUUUGAAGCUGCUGUGUCUUUCUAUGGGAAGGCAAUUGAAUUGAAUCCAUCCAAUGCCGUGUAUUUCUGCAACAGAGCUGCUGCAUACAGUAAACUGGGAAAUUAUGCUGGAGCAGUGAGAGACUGUGAAAGAGCUAUAGCCAUUGAUCCAAACUACAGCAAAGCUUAUGGCAGAAUGGGCUUGGCUCUCUCCAGUUUGAAUAAACACACAGAAGCUGUCAUUUACUACAAAAAAGCCCUGGAGCUGGAUCCAGACAAUGACACAUACAAAUCAAACCUUAAAAUAGCUGAGCAGAAAAUGAAGGAGACUCCUAGUCCAACCGGAGGUCCAGGAGGAUUUGAUUUAGCUGGUUUGCUGAACAACCCUGGCUUCAUGAGUAUGGCAUCUAACCUAAUGAACAAUCCACAAGUACAACAGCUCAUGUCCGGGAUGAUUUCUGGUGGCCACAAUGCCAUGGGAGCAGCGGGCACCAGCCCCUCCACGAAUGAUCUCGCCAGCCUCAUACAAGCGGGCCAGCAGUUUGCUCAGCAGAUGCAGCAGCAGAAUCCUGAACUAAUAGAGCAGCUACGAAGCCAGAUUAGGAGUCGAACUCCAAGUGCCAGUAAUGAAGAUCAGCAGGAAUGAGCACUCCAGACUGGGUUCUCUAUAUCAGUACUGCUAGUACUGUGCCUCAGAUGCAAGGCUCAGCCCUGAGGAGUGAUGAAUAAGAACUUCCCUCACACAUUGUCACUGACAAAUGAGUUUCAUCAUCUAGCAUUCACAGUGGUUAAAGGGAUGCUUUAUUUUCAUAAAAAAUUGAAUUUGCAAAUGUCUUGUCUUCCUGUCUCUGCAGCGCAGUCCGUGGGAACUAUGUUCUUUGCUUUAAAAACUGGAAGCCAUGUGCGCAUUGCCAUUUCUUGAGUUGGAAGUGUCCAAGAGGGGGAAAAAAAUAAUGGAAAAACAAAAUACUUUAUAUGACCUGCAUGUUAAAGACAGAUUCAUGCUUUCUCUUCUUAGUCUUUGUCCCUGCUCCUCCCCCUCAGCCUUUCCAUUAGUCUUUGUUUCUUCUGGAAGAUCCAGCAAGCUGAACACAAACCAGCAUCAACAGUCUUUCUAAAGAAACUCAGAAAAUUAACUACACUGUUACAUUUCUAUGUUAUUUGCUACAUGGGAAUUUUUUAACCCGUUUUUGAAGAACGAUGCACUCUUCACUACAGGAUGUCUUCACUUUCCUGCCCACGUGCCACUUCAAAGAAGUGUUCAAGUCCUACCUAACCCCUGUCCUGCCCCGUUUAAUCUUCCUGCCAGUUACGAGACUGUUGUGUUUGAACACUCUGGAGAUCCUGGGAUCUUCUUGCCUCCAGAACAGGGUUUCUGUCAAUUAGAUUCAGUGUGUUUCUCAUUCAGGUCUGUAGCAACAUUGCCAGUGUUGUUAAUCCAUGGGAGUUUGGUGGUCACCUCUCAAAGGUUAGUGUAAAUGUGUCAGAGUUGGGACUGGCCAGUGCGACUACUUUAGCGAGCGUUUCCUUGUAUGCUUCUUGGGGUUCUUUCCCAGUCCUGACAAAAUUUGUCUAGUGUUUAGUAAUUAUGGCUGUGUUGUCAGAAUGAUCCAAUCUGUGAACUAGUCAGGUGGACAUUAAGAAAGAUAUGAUGUUUUUGGUGUUAAAAGGAUUUUUCUUCUGUUUUUUUAAUCUUUUAUGCAUGUGAGUAAUCAGCCUGGUUGACUGUGCUAAUGGUAGGAAUAGAGGGCGUCUGAGUAUAGAGCAGAAGGAAUAAAAAUGCUGCUUAGUCAGAAAUCAAGUGGCUGCUGGCUCAACAAUGGUGAGGAGUGAUUAUACCUCAGCAUAUAGUGUGUGAGACCAAGGGGAAAAAGCUCCUGUAGACAACUCGAGUGACCUGCAGCUUUCCACCCCUCUAGAGUUUACCCUUGGGUGAACAGAAAGCUCUGGCAAAUUCCCCUAGAAGUUGAGGCCAGAGAUUUUUAUAUCGACCUCAGAAUUGGUGUUUUUUUUUUUAAAUUAGUUACUUGGUUGUGGUGAGGAAGGCGUGUUUGUGGCCAACUGCUGGGCAAAAAGCAUCUGGUCUGAGGGUGUGAGAUGCAAAAUGCCCUUUCAGGAGACCUGGUGGUGUGAGUGAGCAGGUAUAUCUGAAGAUUAAUAUCAAGGAAAAAGAUUUGUAAAUGCUCCAUAAAGUAAUAUGUGGUUAAUGUAACUUGUGAAGAAUAAAAUACUUGGACACUU